GCUGACGUGGCUUGCCCACCUGGGUUUAACCCAGCUUGCACGGAGUAACCCCCUCCUCAAUUCCAAUCUAAUCGACUCGAGCCCAAUUGCCUUUUGCCCCCCAGACCCAGAGCCUGAGCAGAGCAGACCCCCAAUGGUUGCGUUGGUUAGUGCGUGAGUGUGUGUUGUGGGUGCUGCAUCAGAUCUCUCCCUCAGGGACAGGGAGUGAGUAAGAGUGGAUGUGGGACGACCCAUUCCCAUUAUCAUUUAUCAACGGAUUUAGCUUUGCUCCGUAACUCCUGUCUCUGCCUGUUGGUACUAGCAGUUGUUGUAUUGCUAUUAUAUUAUUGGUAUUAUUAUUAGUAUUAUCCAAAACCCCACAAAUGUCGGAAGCAAAGGACCCAGCGAUAAAGCUGUUUGGGAAGACGAUACAGCUGCCGGAGGCUCCGGCUGCUGCGGCGGCUUCCGAAUGCGGAGGAGAUGCUUCAGCUCUAUCUAAUGAUAUUUCCGCUGAUGAUACUUUAGUUCAAGAUCGUCCUUCUUCACCGGAUUCUUUACCUGAAGACAGCAACCUGGAUAGAAGUGGAGCGGAGGAAGAAUCCGACAAGAUGCAGGACUUUUCAGGGGAAAAAGGAAAUGAUAGUAAAACAGAGGAUGGAGCCCAAUCCAUGAUGCCUGAAGAGUUAAUAGAUCCAACUUUGAGUUCACUCACAAAGGAGAGUUCAAAAGCACCAUCAGUAGAUAGUGAAGCUGCACCUGCAAAGGCUUCAAAAGCUGAAGAUGAGCAGAAUGAAACAAGUAACUCACAGGAUAAGACGCUGAAGAAGCCAGACAAGAUACUUCCUUGUCCUCGCUGUAAUAGUAUGGAUACAAAGUUCUGUUAUUAUAACAAUUACAACGUGAACCAGCCCCGACACUUCUGUAAGAAUUGCCAGAGGUACUGGACUGCUGGCGGGACCAUGAGAAAUGUUCCUGUUGGUGCUGGUCGACGCAAGAACAAAAAUUCAGUCUCACAAUACAGACACAUAUCAGUGUCAGAAACUCUUCAUAAUUCCCAACCAGAUCUUCCAAAUGGAAUACACCACCCUACGCUGAAGCCCAAUGGUACCGUACUCACCUUUGGUUCAGAUGCACCUUUGUGCGAGUCAAUGGCUUCGGUUUUGAAUAUUGCUGAGAAAACGAUGCAGAAUUGUACCCGGAAUGGCUUCCAUAGACCAGAGGAGUUGAGAAUACCAGUUCCUUAUGGAACUGGAGGGAAUGGAGAUGAACACUUGAGUGGAUCUUCUGUCACUACAUUAAGUUCAAAGGAUGAGGCUAGUAAAGAUAGUUUGCCAGACAAGCAGAUGCCUAAUUGUCAGAGCAUUUCUCCUCAGGUACCUUGCUUUCCAGGGGCUCCUUGGCCUCCUUACCCAUGGAAUUGCAUUCCAUGGGGCUCUUCAGUACCACCAGCUGCUUUUUGCCCUCCUGGGUUUCCUAUGCAAUUCUAUCCUGCUGCUCCUUAUUGGGGUUGUACUGUUCCGGGUACUUGGACUGUCCCUUGGCUUAGCCCACCACCUACAUCCCAAAACCUCAAUUCCCGGACUUCUGGUCCUAAUUCCCCAACUUUGGGGAAGCACUCGAGGGAUGAUAGCAUAAUGAAACCUGUCGACAGCAAGAAAGAAGAGCCACAGAAAGAGAGUAAUCCUGAAAAAUGCUUGUGGGUUCCAAAAACUUUGCGCAUUGAUGACCCAGGAGAAGCUGCAAGGAGUUCUAUAUGGGCAACCUUGGGAAUAAAAAUUGAUAAAGUUGAUUCAGUUGGUGGAGCUGGUCUCUUCAAGGCCUUCCAACCGAAGGGGGAUGAAAAGACACGUGUUUCAGAAACCUCUACUGUGUUGCAAGCCAAUCCAGCAGCCUUAUCCAGGUCCUUAAGUUUCCACGAGAUGUUGUAAACCAAUAGGCAGCAAACUUAACAAACAUCUCGAUACUGUGGCAACAGAAGACAGGAUCUAUUGGUUUAUGCUAGUUUUACCACACAUGUUGUUGCCCCUGACCAGAUCUUGAUGCAAGAGAUCAGAAGCAUACUUGAUGAUUAGAGUGUAGGAAGUUGCACUGUUUUGGAUGUUGUAUCAAUUAGGUGGUUUUGUAUCUAAGAUGGCAUGUUGAGUUCUUAGUCCAUGUACAUACUAAUAUAUGACUUAGCGAGACAAUCAGAGUGAGCUUGUGUAUGUGCACUAAUUUUGAAAUAAAAUCAAGCGUUUUUCUCUUGGCAUUUUCUUUUA
Messenger RNA from Coffea eugenioides, 2237 nucleotides. RefSeq names its product cyclic dof factor 2-like. NCBI's taxonomy places the organism in Eukaryota, Viridiplantae, Streptophyta, Magnoliopsida, Gentianales, Rubiaceae. The record is from RefSeq and is a predicted model, not a curated record. Gene Ontology annotation, molecular function: DNA-binding transcription factor activity; DNA binding. Gene Ontology annotation, biological process: regulation of DNA-templated transcription. The transcript is spliced from 2 exons. The coding region runs from base 363 to 1907 and encodes 514 amino acids.